Molecule: messenger RNA, 3557 nt
Organism: Girardinichthys multiradiatus
Lineage: Eukaryota; Metazoa; Chordata; Actinopteri; Cyprinodontiformes; Goodeidae
Product: E3 ubiquitin-protein ligase TRIM39-like
Exons: 14
Coding region: 107-1954 (615 amino acids)
Molecular function (GO): protein binding
Source: RefSeq, a predicted model, not a curated record
ACCUCGUUCAGAGAGGCAAAGAGAGGAGGAAUUACAUUCAGAUCAACCAGAGGAGCACCAACGUGAGAUAGCUUCAGGCCAGAGCUCUAAAAACAACCUGUUCAACAUGAGCCACCAGGUUUGCCACUGCGGUUGGUCCAAAGUGACCACCUACCAGGGCCUGAGAACUCACCAGGGGAAGAUGGGAUGCACACCGAAGGGAAUGCACAUCCCAGAGAACAAACUAUAUAGUUACCUUCCACUAAGCCUUAACCAACCAAGUCUAAUCAAGUUAAAUGACCUUUCUACGAAUAUCUUCAGGACUUCCAUGAAGCCUGAGUUAGAGAGCUGGCAGGUUUGCCACUGUGGCUGGUCCAAAGUAACCACUUACCAUGGCCUACGAACUCACCAGGGGAUGAUGGGAUGCACGCCGAAAGGGAUAAGGAUCCCAGAACCUGACAAGAACUCUUGGAGCAGCGAGUGGGAACAAUCCCAUCAAAAUGACAAUUGGAGAGCUCUGACAGCUCCAGUAAAGGAAGAGAAAGUGUUCAUGUCUCCAAACCGUGCCAUCCAAAUGAACUCUGGACCCACACAUGCCCUAGAACAGGACAUGUACCCACCAAAGGUCCAAACUAAAGAGGAUUAUCAAGAUAUGGUUGAAAACCCGAUGACCUCUAAAACUCUUGAGUUUACAUUUAGCUGUCAGACAGAUACAUCAUCACCUUUAAACAUCUUUACCACUCAGAGGAGCUUUUCGCCCUCGCGGAUCCCACCAACCGAGUCCGUCACAUCAAUUUUUCAGACUCCACCACACUCCCAACUACAUUCUGGAUCCUCGAAAAAAGCUUGUCGAGUGCUAGACUUCUCUUCUGUUGCAAUCAAUGCCUCCGAAGACGCAGACAAGGAUGCAGUGAUUGAUGAAAAGGAGAAAGAAAGAGAAGCUAAGAGACUGCUGCAGGCAAGGCAAGACAUGAUGAAGGUCCAGUUACAGCAGAAAAUUCACAUUCGAGAGCAAAAGAUGGCUGAAGUCAGAUCAGCUGAAAAAAGCUGCAAGGGCAGUUUGGAUGCUGAGUGGCUGCAGAUCAACAGUGUGUUCUCAGAGGUGAUCAGAUCAGUGGAGGACGCUCGGCUGAAAGCCCUCGAGCCUCUGGAGAAGAGGAGACAAAAAGUAAAAAGAGAAGCACAAAAUCUCCUGCAAAUGCUGCAAGGAGAAAUUGAUAGACUCAGAAACUCCAUUGAUGAACUGGAAAGAAACCCAGACUUGCAGGCCUCUCCACCUUCAGGCCUGGAUGACUCUAAAGGGAUGAACAAUCUACAUAUUGACACCUCCUUUUCAUUUGGCACCCUGAGAGUUACAACAUCUACCAUGAUGAAAGAGAUCCAGGGUCAUCUGGAAAACCUGUCCUCCCUCGAGCUCAAGAGGACAGCAACAUUUGUAGUGGAUGUAAAGUUGGACCCAGCCACGGCCCAUCAGUGCCUCGUACUGUCCAAUGACGGGAAGAAAGUGAGAGAUGGAGGAGAGAAGCUGAAAGGUCCCGACGCUCCAGAGAGGUUCGACAUGUUUGGCAGUGUCCUCGGUAUCAACAGCUUGAACCGUGGGAGGUCAUACUGGGAAGUAGAAGUCAAAAACAAAACCGGCUGGGAUCUAGGUGUAGCACGGCGCAAUGCAAACCGCAAGGGGAUACUUGAGCUGAACCCGAACAACGGUUACUGGGUUGCUGUGCAUUUUGAAAACAGAAAGUACGCAGCCAUGACGGUACCUCCCACAAACCUUCCUCUGAAGGAGAAACCUGAGAAAGUUGGAGUCUUACUCGACUAUGAGGAAGGUGUUGUGUCAUUUUAUGACGUGACAAACAAGUCACAUAUUUUCUCGUUUACUGAGUGUUUGUUUAAUGAUGACAUUUUCCCAUAUUUCAGUCCGCAUCUAAAAACGAAUGAUAAAAAUGCUGAUCCUCUGAUUAUAUCUGCUGUAUAAAAGUAGACGUAAUUAUGAAAAGUGCAUUAUACUGAUGUACUGAGGGCACAAUGUAAUGAUAUGCACCUCUGGUAAAUAAGUGUGAAAAGCUUUAAAAGUAUCAUUUGUUGCAGUCGGAUAUUCUCACCAUACAAAAAUCCAUCCUCUAAUUUGGGGAAAAAAAUACCAUGCAAUGACGUUCUCAUUUAUAAAAUAACUGGUUUCAUGCCUAGUGGCAAUAAUUCCUAGGAAAUACAUAAAACCAAAGCAUUUUUGAUGUAUAUUUUACUUUUUUAAGUUGAUGUGAGUGUGAGAGGAUUUUUAAAUUUGUGUCCAUGACAUCCUGUUUUACUGGAAUGUAAAAAUUACGUUACACAGAGGCACCAUUGGCUCAGCCACUCUUAAAAAUGGGAAAGAUUCGAGAACAGGGCAUUCAUGUAAUAUAGAUGUGCGUUGACCUUCAUAAGUCAGAAAAUGGCUACAAGAAAAUAACUACUCACCUAAACUUACCAAUAUCUACAGUCAGUCCAAAAUGUAACAAUUUAAAACCCCAACUGUAGCAAACAAGGUUCAGUGAGGAGUAGAUAUGCGCUGGUUACUAGUAACCAGGUAGCACUCCCCCUCACAUCAAUCCUAUGAUUUAAAGUUAUUGUAGACGAGAAAGUGCCAGAUUGACCAGAGUUUUCUCUGGUUGCAUGAAGCACAUAGUAAGGCACAGAUUCCCCUCCCCCACAUGUUGUUGUAAACUACAGGCUAGCCAGCUAAUACUAAACAGGUCUCUACCUCACAAGAUGCAGAAAAGACAAAUGUUUCCACAUGGAAAUGUUUCCCAUCACCCAAAACAGAUAGUCAUGACUGGUUAACUUAGCAGGUAACUCAACUAAUUAGCCAGUUAAUUUCACAUUUUAUAUGCUACAACUUUAUUAUGAGGAGAACAGCAAAAGUUAUUUUGGGUAGAGAAGGCCCAACUCACCGCUGACUUUAACAGACAUUUUUAUCUAUACUGGCACUAUACUAUUCUUGAAAACACUAAAACAGUAGUAACUGUUGUUUCAAAACAAUAAGGUUGGGGUGAGUUUAGGCUUUAGCUUCUAUUUUUUAUAAUCAACGCAAUAUUUUUGCAAAGUUUAGCUGAAAAUAGCAAAGCAAACAACUUCCUUAUAAGUUUCACCAUAUGACACUUCACUGACCUACUUUCAUCCCAAAAAGUGGUGAGGGUUUUUUCAAGAAAAGUUAUUUUCAACUUCUUGUUUUGUGCCUUAAUGUGUGAAUGAUGCUGAUAAUCCUUGACUUGAAAAAGUUCUCAUACAUGUUGAACCUUUUUGAAUUCGGUCACUUACAGCCACAAACUUUAGGCUAGUUUAUUGGGAUUUUAUGGUAUAGACAUAAAAAUAUAUAUUUAUUGACUUGCAUAUUUGAAAACCUUCUUUUGUUGAGUUAUUUUAGUUUUUCUUUGCUAUCAUGGCAAUUCAUUUUAAUUGUAAAUGUAUUCAUAUUUGUGUAUCUUUGAAAAGAACAUCAUGAAUAGACUUGAUUUGCUUACUUGACCAAUACAAAGCAGUGCAUAAUUGUGAAAUGAAAAGAAAAUUGAAAUGUUUCUUACAAAUAAAAAAGUGGGGCAUGA